AUAGUAACAUACUACACCAGUUCAUUAGACGCAACAAGUUUUGAGGAUGCCACUGGCUAGCAGAACUCUGACCACUUCUUAUCAACUGGACAAUCGGUAUACGAAGUUCAUUUUUAAGUAGAAGAUCGAAAUAAAGAAGAAGAAUUACGGAAUAAAAUCCGGGAAUGCAUAAACAUUGUCAUUAUUGAAGAAGUAACAACACUGGCUGGGAACAGAGAAGAUAAAGCUGAUAUUCAGAAGAAAAAGAAAGUACUUAUUCAAAAUGGUGAUGACACGGCAAGAUGCGGAAGCACCAACUAUGAAGGAAGAGAUACCGCACGACCAUCUCUUCAAAGUGACUGGGUUAUCGUCAACGAAUUUGGAGAAGCUUGCUCAAGAGAAGACUUCAGACUUCGAAGAAGCCAUCGCUGCUACCAGCUACGGCCGAUUCAACAUCUACAUGAUGCUGGCCACCCUGCCAGCCUUCUGGAGCGCGGUGUCUGUCACCAGCUCCGUGUCGUACAUCUUCACCAGGGCCCAGUGCGACAUGCAGCUCAACCUCUUGGAUAUGGGCACUGUUAGUGCCAUCACUUAUGGGGGCAUGAUAUCAUCAGCGAUGGUCUGGGGAUUCCUGUCAGACACCCUGGGCCGGAGACAGAUCAUGGUGUGGGGGUUCUUCUGUUCCGGGCUGGUGGAGGCGGCUGCCGCCAUGAGCCAGAACUUCGCCAUGCUGCUGGUCACCAGGUUCUGCAGCGGGUUCCUAUUCAACGGCCCAUUCGCAGUGCUGAUCUCGUACCUAGCAGAGAUGCAUCGCACGGAGCUGCGCGCGCGCGUGAUCUUGCUAACCAGUCUGUUCUACACCAUCGCUAACACCACGCUGCCGCUGCUGGCCUGGGGCAUCCUCACCAGGGACCUCGACUUCUACUUGUUUGGGGAGAGGCUUGUGAUACACUCCUGGAACCUGUUCCUCCUGGCAACAGCACUGAUGCCGAUCCUCACCGGGUUGUCCUUCUUCUUCCUCCCGGAGAGCCCCAAGUUCCUCAUGUCCCGGGGAAGGAAUGAGGAGGCCAUGGAAGUCUUCCGGAAGAUUUAUGCCCUAAAUACCGGGAUGAAAGGAGAGGACUUUCCGAUCGCAAAACUGGUGGAAGAGAAGUCAGAGCAGCAGGGCCGUGGAGUGGCAGCUCUGCGGGGAGGGUGGGCCCAGCUGUGUCCACUGUUCAAGGUCCCGCAUGGACCCUGGUUACUGCUCAUGUGUGCCAUCCACUACAGCGCAAUGGUUGGGUCGAACACUCUCCGGCUGUGGUACCCUCAGCUGGCAGCGAUGAUUGGCUCGGCGUCCAACGAGAGCCUGUGUUCUGCCAUCGCCCCUAGCAACGCCCCUGUGGUGGACGACUCCAUCCUCUGUGUCCCUAUACAAACAGACAUGCUGACGUAUCUGCAAAGCGCUGUUGUUGGCGCUGGCUCUGUGCUGACCUAUGGGAUUGGAGGGGUCAUUGUUAAUCGAUGCGGCAAGAAGCUGGUGGCAGGUAUCUGCGGCAUCGCCAGCGCACUGAUGAUCAUGUUGAUGCCGUUGCUAGGCAACGGGCCGUUCGCCAUCGUGGCCCUCGUGACCACUGCACUGGCCUUCGCGUCGUUGUGUGGAGCUUCACUAUCCAGCAUCAAUGUGGAGCUGUUUCCUACUUCUCUCAGGGUAAUGGCAAUGGCCACGUUCCUGAUGUGCGGCAGGCUGGGCACCAUCUCCGGGACUGUUGCCUUCCCAGCUCUGAUCAGCUACGGAUGCUACCCACCAUUUAUAACCAUCGCAUGCGUUUUGACUGCAUGCGGUCUGGCCUGCUUCCUCUUGCCGAAUACAACGCUGAAGAAAUUGGAGUGAAGAAUUUAAUUUUCUGCAAGCCACCUAUACAAAAAGGCACAUUAUAUUAUUUUAUUCUUUGCCACGCGCUAUAUUGAUUUCAAAGAAAAAAAUGUGUGUCACGUCAGCUAGUCCACCUAGCGUUAAUAAAAAAAAUUUAAUUUUUAAUGAUUUUAUUUGUUAUUAAAUGUGAAUAAAUGAUUGUGAUGUAAAAAUGCUCGACAAAAUAUAAACUAUAUUGUUCCAUUGUAUAAAUAAUGUUCGGUUGUAUUGUAUAUUUUGUAAAUGUAAUGUGUUGACAGUGGUAUUGUAUUAAUGUAAAUAAUGUAGAUAAAUGUACAAAACAUAUUUGUAAGUAUGUAAAAAGAGCAUAAUGUAGGAAAAAUAAAACUGCUAUACUUUUUAAAAAUA
This is a messenger RNA of Pectinophora gossypiella (pink bollworm), 2242 nucleotides long. Its product is annotated as synaptic vesicle glycoprotein 2C-like. The record is from RefSeq and is a predicted model, not a curated record. Gene Ontology annotation, biological process: transmembrane transport. The transcript has 10 exons. Gene Ontology annotation, cellular component: membrane. Lineage: Eukaryota; Metazoa; Arthropoda; Insecta; Lepidoptera; Gelechiidae. Bases 263 to 1852 code for a protein of 529 amino acids. Gene Ontology annotation, molecular function: transmembrane transporter activity.